This is a messenger RNA of Pygocentrus nattereri (red-bellied piranha), 1052 nucleotides long. RefSeq names its product POU class 2 homeobox associating factor 1. Gene Ontology annotation, cellular component: RNA polymerase II transcription regulator complex. Gene Ontology annotation, biological process: positive regulation of transcription by RNA polymerase II. The record is from RefSeq and is a predicted model, not a curated record. Gene Ontology annotation, molecular function: DNA binding; POU domain binding; transcription coactivator activity. NCBI's taxonomy places the organism in Eukaryota, Metazoa, Chordata, Actinopteri, Characiformes, Serrasalmidae. Bases 91 to 873 code for a protein of 260 amino acids. The transcript has 5 exons.
UGUACAUUUGUGAGGCGAAGUAGGACAAUUUUUUUUCUUUUAGAAAAGUCUGCAAGCUCAAAUCUAUAACUAAUUGUUACAAAUCAGUCUAUGCACAUGGGAAAAUCACUGUCUGAGCAGCCGGCAUCUAAACCAUACCAGGGUGUCAGAGUCAAAGACCCUGUAAAAGAGCUACUGCGCAGGAAGAGAGGAAAUACAGCCAAAGCAGCGCCCCCAACUGCGGUCGUGGUUCCCAACAACUCCUUGUCAUCGUACACACAUGUUGGGCCUUCUGGACUCCUGGGGACCAACCAGAGUGUCCAGAAUGAGUCGACUGUGGACGUUGGAGCCUUGUGCCCAGGCUGGGUCACCCAGCCCAGCAGCUCGGCUGCUUUCCAGCCGCUCAGCCACUGGGCUCCUCCGGAGUAUCUCCACCAUGACCCAGGCAUCGCAACGCUCCCCUCCCUCACCACUGACAUGUAUGUCCAGCCCAUGUGUCCCAGCUACACAGUGGUGGGCCCAUCCUCCAUGCUGACUCUGACGCACACACCUCUGUUCACCAACCUCGGGACCAUAGGGCCCUCCAGCUCAGCCCUGCCUCAGGUGGAUGUUCCUGACAGCUCGCUGGCAUACAUUCCAUGGGCCCAGCCCUUGUCCACACUCCCUGGAUCUGUCAUGCAGCGGCCCCCCUGCCCACAACCUAUUGCCACGCCCCAGUUCCUGCCUGUGUCACUGCCCCCUGUGUCCACACCCAUGUCGGAACCAGAACCCCAGCAGGUGGAGCCCCCUCCGGCCUCAGAGGGCACUCUAGCUUUGGAAAAGCUUCUGGAAGAGGAGGAGGAACAAAAGGAGUCCUAUGCAUGCAGUCCUUCUCUGUUUACGCAAGACAUUUAGGAUACUUAUGUCUAAAGUCUCUUAAACUCUGUGCUUAUUAACUUCAGGUUUAUUAUCCAGCAUCUAAUAUGAACUAUUUAGUAACUAAUGUGUAUUAUAUGUUUUAUAUGAUUUUGAUUUAACUUGAUUUAAAUGUAUACAUCAUUUCCACCUAAAUAAAGCAUAUUGUGGCAUCAGCA